Sorghum bicolor (sorghum) is the source of this 790-nucleotide messenger RNA. Its product is annotated as Werner Syndrome-like exonuclease. The record is from RefSeq and is a predicted model, not a curated record. Gene Ontology annotation, molecular function: 3'-5' exonuclease activity; nucleic acid binding. The coding region runs from base 62 to 790 and encodes 242 amino acids. The transcript has a single exon. Gene Ontology annotation, biological process: nucleobase-containing compound metabolic process. Gene Ontology annotation, cellular component: cytoplasm; nucleus. NCBI's taxonomy places the organism in Eukaryota, Viridiplantae, Streptophyta, Magnoliopsida, Poales, Poaceae.
UCUUCCUUGCCUCCUCCCAUCUGUUGCCCAAGUCACCUGGGACCUGGCCCUACCAGGCGCCAUGGCUGCCCGCGGCCGCAACAGCGCCGUGCCGAGUCGCACCCUGCACGUUGGCGGCUACCAUGUGGUGACCACGGUGACCGCGCGCCCGGGGGUCGUGCGCCGAUGGCUGUACACGACUUUGUGGCGCCAAAGGCAGAACCUUCACUCCGCCGCCGGUCUCACGGUCGGCCUGGGCGUGCAGUGGACGCCGCCCUUCCGCAAACUCCCCGGCGGCGCCGAGCCGCGGCCGGGGACGCUGCAGCUCUGUUCUGGUAACCGCUGCCUCAUCUACCAGAUCGCGCGGGCUGGCGGCGUGGUGCCCAAGAUCCUGCGCCGGUUCUUGGCUGACGCCCGCAUCACGUUCGCGGUCUACGGCGUGGCGUCCGACUGCCGGAAGCUGCGCGCGCACCACGGGCUGGAGCUUGGAUCGACGCUGGAGCUCCAAGGCGCGGCCGGCAUGGGCAACGCGUCCAUGGCGGAGAUGGCGGACAGGCUACUGGGGAUCGUCCGCGGCGGUGUGGAGAAGUCGAGGCGGAUCAGCACCAGCACGUGGGACGGGCCGAGGCUGUCCAGGGGGCAGGUGCGCUACGCGUGCGUGGACGCCUUCCUCUCGCGCUGCCUCGGCGAGCACAUCCGCCGUGACAUGGCGAGCGACGAUGAGUACGAGUCUGACCCCGACGACGGCAGCGAUUCUACGGCCGGUGAGGAGUGGGAGUCAGAUGCAGUCGAUGGCGGUUACUGGGGUUGA